AUUCGUCUGGAAACUACAUCACUAGCAGUUUUCCUCCCUUUGCUCAGUCAGUCUCUCCAUCCCUGAUUUUGUGUUUGCUGCGUCUCCACUCAUUCACCGUUAAACAAAGGGAGCAGAAUGGGAGCGAAGCUCAGUCGAAAGAAGAGUGAAGCGGGGAUUGGAGCAGAGACAGCAGGUCCAGCUGUAACAGAAACUGAAACAGCAGACGGGACAGAGAACCAAGAGCAAAAAUGUUGUGAAGGGAAUAAGCCUGAAGAAGAGAAGCCUGACUCCUCAACCAGCGUCCUGCACAGCAUCACUCAAGCUGUAGGAGAAACGGUCAAUGCAGUCACUGAACAGAUUGCUGCACCGGUGGAAGAUGUGGUAAACAAAGGCAUUGAAGCAGUGGAGUCUGCAUUGGCAUCCGUCAGUCUGAUUGGGAAGGAAUCUGCAGAGCAAGACCCCGAGCAGAAGUCUGAUCCUGCUUCUUCUGAUGUUGAACCCAGCCUCUUGGAUGACCUGCUGAAAUCUCCAAUCUCAGAAGCCCUCAUUUCUGGAGUGGCAGUGGUGAGUGAAGCCAUGACCGGUGAGACGGUGGACGACAAAAGUAGCAAUCCCGCACCAGCAGAGAAGGAAUGUCUGGAUAAGGUGGAGACGCCCUCAUUGGACCUCGUGGACUGUAAACUGACUCAUGAAACCACAAUCCCUGACUCAGAUCCCUCAUUCACUUUGGAGGAUAUGGGACAGAAUGCAGUGGACACAGUCAACCUCAUUUAAACCACUAUACUCUCCUUUAGAAGUCAGCAGCGGCUGGAAGGUUAUUAGAUGCAUGUGUGUCACAACAUUAUUAAAGAAAAUGAACAGUCAUGUUUUCCCCAAGGAUUUAGUAUUAAAACAGGAUUGUCCGAUUCAGAAUUUAACUGUGGUAUCCAAACUGGAUGAACAUUUUUUGAAUGUAAGAAUGAAAUGAAAGGAUAAGUAAACCAAUAAUUUUAUAAAUGUAUAUCAAAAGUUAAGGAAAACUUUGGAAGUUAACCUUGUUCUUUUAAGAGAUUGUUCACCCAUAAAUUUAAAUUACCUCAUAAUUUAGUCUCCAUCAUGUGGUUUUAAACCAUUAAGAGUUUCUUCUCUUGAACACAAAAGAUGAAGUUUUGAAGACUGCUGUUGUGGCUGGCACCAUUUGACUUCCAUAGUAAGAAAUAAUAAAUACUAAAUGGAAGUCAAUGGGUACCAGCCAUUUUUUAAAUAUCUUAUUCUGUGUUCAACAUCAGAAAAGAACUCAAAUUGGUGAUAUCCCAGCAAAAAAUUUUGUGUCAUCUAAUAAACAUCUAAACAUAGACAGCUUGGCUAAAACAAGGCUAAACUCUGGCUGUCAGUGAAAAUCUAAUAGACAUCUAAACAAAAUAGCCAAAAACUACACUAGUCGUCAAAUAGACAGACUAUUACAGUACAGUAGUCAUUCAUAUCUGUUUAUUUGAUGACUAGUCUAGUUUUGGCCUAUUUUUGGACAUCUACUAGAUUUUAACCAUGUUGAUUUAACCAAGAUGACCAUGUUUAGACGUCUAUCAGACAUCUAUUCGACAUCUUUUAAAAAAAAAAUAAAAAAUGCUUGCUGGGAUGAUAGCAGAAUUUUCUCUUUCUUAGUGAACGAUCCCUUUACUUGUGAAUAUUACACAAGCCUUCCUUGAAAAAAGACCCUUUAAGUUACAUGUAAACCCCACUAGGAAAACAAUCCAGCCAUGUCAGAUCUAAUGAACAUUCCUAAUGUUAUUCCUACCAAUUUGUCGACCAGCCGUCUAACUUUUUCUCUUCUUGAUGGUCUGUAUUCUUCCAAGCUGAUUGUGUAUGAACGGUACAGCCAGUCUCCCAUAGGAGAAAUGAAAAAGAAUGUACAUUAAAACAAUGAUUGUAGUAAAUGAAAAUAAAGACUUCUACAACUCACAA
Molecule: messenger RNA, 1923 nt
Organism: Danio aesculapii
Lineage: Eukaryota; Metazoa; Chordata; Actinopteri; Cypriniformes; Danionidae
Exons: 2
Coding region: 118-756 (212 amino acids)
Source: RefSeq, a predicted model, not a curated record